UAUACACUCAUCCUCUGCAAUUUUACCUCAAGCUAAUCCCCAAGUCUGUAUUGGCUGCCCUGGUGCAACACGCGAAGUCGAGCGCCCGCCAUUUCCAGAUGUCGCUAUACAUCGAGGCCGCAGUACACAGUUGCACUCGGGAAAUGCGCAAAUAAGCAUAAUCAUGAAUUAAAUCACGAUCGUGACGAACGUCGCUGUUUUUCUCGACGUAAGAAAGAAGUGCGGUGUCAAAGAGCGUGUUAUGACGUCCUCCGUUAUUUUCCGUUGGUCCAAGUUCCGGCUCGGUAAACCGCAAUAGUGGUGCGCAAAGUGUUUCGCUUGUUGCACAGUUGCCAAGGCGACUAUCGUGCGUGUGAGUGCGUUGAGAGCUUACAUCGUUUCUGUUGGUGUGUACGCGUAUUACGCUGUGUGCUAUGAUAAGAGACCGAUCGCCAAGACGCCGAUUCUCGUGCCAACCUCGCGUCUUCGUCGGCGCUUCGAUGUUCCGUUACGAUAUAGUCUGAAAAUUGCCGUGCAUUAUGGACUACUCGGUGAUGGGCCACUAUGGUCCCGCCGUAGAGGCCACGGAUCACGCUAGUGGUGAGGAGGAGCGGGAUUUGUUAUGUGAGUGCGUUGUUUGCGUAUCGCGAUCUAUCAGCUGGCAUCAGCUGUUUCUUCGAUAUUCGAAGAAUUCGACUGUCAUCGAGCAGUUGUUUGUUGUUGCUUACUCGGCAAAACUCACAGGGGAAGAGGGUAAUUAUGUUGUACCUGGGGAUGAAUAUGUACCUGCUACGGAACAGUUUGGAGAAGAUUUUGCAGGAGCUGAGUUUCAUGAGACUAGAACGUUACUCGCCGAUGGCGGAGAUAGGUUUGGAGUUAGCACUGCCACCUUCGAUACAGUUGAGGAACUUAUGUGGAUGGGAAAUCAAGGGGGUCAUGUAACAUCUUACUACGGGUCUAGUUUGCAAAAGUAUACCUCUUUUCAAGUUCAUGCGACACAAGAGAUAAGACAUAUUCAUCCUAUGGAUGAGGGAAUUCUGGUUUUAAGCCAAAGUCAGCUGAGAUUUCAAUUGCGUCGCGGCAUACCUAUAUUUACACACACGUCAGUAAAUAUGCAGGACAUGCAGUGCAUGUUACAAAUUUCUCCAACCAGAUUGCUUCUAGGUGGACAUCAGGACAAAAUCAUUGAUUUUAAUCUUACUAGAGGAAAAGAGAGUGGAUUAGUAGAUGUUGGAGAACAUGGAUGCGCAAUAUUGAGACAACACAGUAGACUUAUCUGUGCUGGUAAUCCUAUGGGAAGAAUAGAUCUCAGGGAUCCAACUACAUUGUCAGUAGAACAUACUUUGGACACACAUAGUGCUUCCUUAAGUGAUUUUGAUGUUCAGGGAAACUAUCUUGUUACAUGUGGGUUCAGCAACAGUCAUCAAGGCCUUACUGUCGAUCGAUUUUUGAUGGUCUAUGAUCUGAGACAAAUGAGAGCAUUAAAUCCAGUUACCAUUAUGGUGUAUCCUCUUUUAUUGAAGUUCCUACCAAGUUAUUCCAGUCGUCUCGCAGUGGUAUCACCGCUCGGGCAAAUGCAGCUGCUUGAUACAAUAUAUGCUAAUGUACAACCAUCAAUGACAUGUUUGUAUCAGGUUGCAACUGGAGUCGCUGGCAUACUAUCCUUUGAUGUAGCUUCAACAUCUCAAUGUCUUUGUUUCGGAGACUCAGCAGGUUUUAUACACCUAAUGUCUACCAACAAUCCGGAACCUCAAUUUAAUACAUUAUCUAGACCUACGGAGUUUGCCGAUCUAGUUCCAACCGUACAAUCGAUUCCUUUUGAUGAUGAUGUUACACCAUUAAGUACAAUACCAAUGAUAUAUUCUGAUCAACCACUUCUGAGUGAUUGGCCAGAAGAAUUUUUGAAAAAAGUUUAUAGGAAAACACCACUAAUAGAUCCCGAAAUUUUGCGUACAAUGAAGAUGCAGGGAACAAUAGGAUACGCGCCAAAUCCUCAGGCUUUUCGCAGAAAUCAAAUACCGUACAAUUUGGAAAAACGGCGUGGCUUAGUCACGAAGCUUUUCGCGGGGGACACACGAUCUAAAACCGAUGACGGCACCUUUGUGGCCAUACCCAAACGUUAUCGUAAAAUCGAGCUGAAGUAUUCACGGCUCGGUUACGACGAUUUUGAUUUCGAUCAGUACAAUCGAACCAGCUUUUGCGGUCUGGAGGCCACACUACCAAACAGUUAUUGCAAUGCUAUGCUGCAGUUGCUAUACUACUGCGAGCCUGUAAGGAUAGCAUUGCUCUCGCAUUCGUGCCAACGAGAAUUCUGUCUUUCUUGCGAAUUGGGAUUCUUAUUUCACAUGCUAGACACGUCACGAGGAUUACCCUGCCAAGCCGCGAAUUUUCUCAGGGCUUUUAGAACUGUACCGGAAGCAUCGGCUUUGGGACUCAUACUGAACGAUUUACAUCCGGAAGCCAAGAAAAAAAUCAGUUUGAUUAGACUCAUACAAAGUUGGAAUAGAUUUAUAUUACAUCAGAUACACUACGAGAUCCUGGAAACUCGGAAGCGGCAGCAAGAAGAAGAGGAAGCACGACUCAGAUCGGGUUGCAGAUAUCCGCCAUUUGUUUAUAACGAACAGGAUUUUCCUAGUAUCCUUGAGGAUCUCGGUUCUCGAUACAGGCAUCAUGAGGAAGAGAGGAAAAAAAAGAGGAAGCAAGAGGAGGAUGGUAAAUAUAUGUGGAUCACAUCGAAAGACAAGAACACCAAAAAAUCCGCCGAAGAGAGUGAGGUACGAGACGACGAAACUGAGAUCAGUCGCCUAUUUGGAUCUGAACAAAUGCACAUACAUCGCUGUCUCAAAUGUGGGCAAGAAGCUACGAAACAUUCCAUUAUGUUACUCUGUAACUUAGUUUAUCCGGAAAUAGUUAAUCCUUCUGAAGAGGUACCGUUCACAAGUGUUCUUGCCCGCAGUUUAAGACCAGAGAAAAUUACACCCGCAUGGUGUGACAAUUGCCAGAAAUUUACACCUACUCUCCAGUCUCGACAAUUGACUAAACUACCUCAAAUACUGGCUCUAAACUGCGGCUUAGAUACUCAGCAGGAUAAGGCGUUUUGGCAAAAUCAAAUGGACAUAGUAGUACAAAACGUGUUGACGGGUAAGGAGAGUAGUCCCAACUCCAGUCCUGUGCCUGUUACCGCGAAACCAUGUCGAUACGGCAAUAAUUGCACCCGAGUUGGAUGUCGAUUCAGACACCUUGGUCGCGAAUUAGAAACAGAAAAACUAUUGACAUCGUCCUCUGUCCCGUCUACCUCGUCAUCGGUGCCCGUUACAUCACCCCCUAGUCACUUAUAUUAUUCGCACUCCUGGAUACCUCACAAUAUAGAGAUCUCUCUACGAGAGAACGGAGAAAUAUCGGUGAAAAAAAUUAACGAAUUCAAAAAUGAUUCGAAUAGCGAUUCGACACAAACAAACGUGAUGCAGAACGGCCAAGCUGACAAUAAGGUACAAAUAAUUCCCGAGACUAUCGAAAACGAUCUGGCAAAAGAGAUUGAAAAUUGUAAUAUAGUAUCGAAUAACGAGGAUGGUGAGACAAAAAGUACAAAUCCAGAGAUUGCGAAAAAACAAACAAUUCAAUACGGUCUCAGUGCCGUUGUCUGUUACGUAGACGAUAAGAACAAUGAAGAUCGAAGAAAUAUUGUGGCGUUGUUGCGAGUUGGACCAAGUUAUCACGAACGCUCAGGACACGCUGUGUCACAGUGGUACAUUUUCAAUGACUUCUGUAUAUCACCGGUGACACCGCAGGAAGCGGUGUGGUUUAAUCUAGAUUGGAAAGUUCCGUGUGUACUUCAUUACACAUCAAUACCCGCGCCUAAACCCGCGACGUUUAUCAGCCCUCUUACAUACGAUGUUUUCGGAGAAGAUAAGUGUAUUGCUCGCAAUGGUGGAACCAUAGGCAUUACCUUUACUCCUUUGUCAUCUGAUGAAAUGCCAAAGAAAGGCGAAUUGGUGGGGAUUGAUGCGGAAUUCGUUACUCUUAAUCAAGAGGAGGCCGAAUUGCGGAGUGACGGAAAAAUGUCAACUAUAAAGCCGAGCCAUAUGUCAGUCGCACGAAUCACUUGCAUACGCGGACAAGGUCCGCUGGAAGGUACACCAUUUAUAGACGAUUACAUAAGUACUCAAGAACAAGUGGUAGAUUAUCUAACAAAAUUCAGUGGAAUACAACCUGGUGAUUUAGAUGCAACUUUGAGCAGCAAACAUCUUACUACUCUAAAAUCGACGUAUCAAAAGUUAAGAUUCCUAGUGGACAAUGGCAUAAUUUUUGUCGGUCACGGCUUGAGAAACGAUUUUAGGGUAAUAAAUUUAGUAGUGCCGCCAGAGCAAAUAGUGGAUACAGUUUUGUUAUUUCAUUUACCUCAUCAUCGUAUGGUGUCGCUACGCUUCUUAACUUGGCACUUUUUGGGUAAAACAAUCCAGUCUGAAACUCACGAUUCAACUGAGGACGCGCGAGCGGCCUUGGAAUUGUAUCGUAAAUACAAGGAACUGGAAAACUCUGGCACGUUAACCGAAACCCUUAAGGAACUUUACGAAGUCGGUACCCAAUUACAGUGGAAAGUGCCCGAUAGCUGAUACGAGGAGGAUACGUAUCUAGAUGAUCAAAUGUAUAGCGAUAACGAUGAUUAGAUGAAUAUUCAAGUGUUUAGUGCCCAACAUCAUUGUUCGGUAAUAUUCAUCCUUUGUAAAGAAAUAGAAUAUCAAUAUUUAAUCAAAGACAGGGUCGCACACUUGUCAUCUACGGAAAGAAGAUUCAUUCAACGCACAUCACAACAGAUGGAAGUUUAGAGACGCGUAUCGUGAAAUUUAUAGAAUUGCAGUUGCAAGAAUAAUUGCAGUUGCAGUGCAAGCAAAUUGAUACAUCACUUAACGUCGUUUCCACUCAUGUUAGAUCAUUGUUACAUCUGUUUACAAAACAUACGGUGUAUAUUGUAAUAUACAAAAGAGUCCCUCACAACUUAAAUAAUCGCGACACAUUAUUUCGCAUAACUUGCAUUUCCCUGUUAUUUCCACAUUCUUCGAGAAUCGUGUUUGACGUAUGUCAGGAAAUGCUUGUGAUCCGUAAAGUUGAUUGGGAUUAAGUUAUGAGGGAUCCCGCUGUGUGUUGGCAGCACUCUAUCAAAUAUUAUAAUAACAAUAUACACCAGAUUUUUACUAUCCGUCUCAAAUGUAUGUAAUCCGUCAGGAAGAUUAAGUGAAAAAACAAAUGUUGAUCGUGUGAUUUUAAAUAGGAAUAUGUCCGUUUUGAGUGCGGCGCAAAUUUAUAUAUAUUGUCUAAUAACGUAUGAACGUUUUGGGGAGCAGUAACGAUUCCGCACUGCCUAACUGAAUACUUGAUAUUCUCAUUUUUUGUCACUCGUAAUGUAUCCUCUAUUGAAGGCAACGUAUUCCAUCCCGAUCCAUCAAACAAUUUGCCGGAUGUGUAGGCGUGAAUAGUUAACAUAUUAGUACAGUAGCAAUAUAACUGAAUUGUGUAUCUAUAAGUAUAACAUCUCUCACUGUUUCUUUUUAUACGUAUUUUGUCUAGCUCAUUUUUGUACAAUUUUAUGGAACGGGGUUUCAUGCAGAUUUUUUAUACAAUAUGUACUUCAUUAUCCGAUGAACCUGUUUUUUCUCUUGAUAUCACACAUAUUAUUCAUUCACUUUUACACCAGACACAAUUUGUGACGAUUAUUAUAUCAUUGUUAUGUCUCGAAACUAAUCCAUUUGUGUGAAGCUCUUAAAAACGUGAAAACAAAACUUAUUAAAUGAAGAUGGGGUAGUAUAUUUUACAAACUGACAAUUGUACUCAUUAUAGAUUAUUUUUAUAUAUACAUUUUACCAAUGAAAAGAUGGUAUACUGUCCAAAUCUAUUAAAAAAGAAAAAAAACGAAAAUAUUAAUGAAGCAUAUAUAUUUUUUUAUAUCCGAAGAAACUUUCUUAUAAUUUGUGCGCAACGGUGCGCUCGUAUAUCUGUAAUUUAUAUGGUGGUUUCAACGAAAAAAAAUUGCGAUCAAUGAAUAGCGCAGUGUAACAUGAUGUUGAUGGUAAUCAAGUACUUGUUUUAUGCCAAUCGCUGUUACGUCAUUGUAAUUUUUCAAUAAAUGGUUAUACAAAUUUA
Messenger RNA from Pseudomyrmex gracilis, 6117 nucleotides. It is a transcript of the gene PAN2, whose product is annotated as PAB-dependent poly(A)-specific ribonuclease subunit PAN2. Bases 519 to 4592 code for a protein of 1357 amino acids. Gene Ontology annotation, cellular component: PAN complex; P-body. NCBI's taxonomy places the organism in Eukaryota, Metazoa, Arthropoda, Insecta, Hymenoptera, Formicidae. The record is from RefSeq and is a predicted model, not a curated record. The transcript has 21 exons. Gene Ontology annotation, molecular function: protein binding; nucleic acid binding; poly(A)-specific ribonuclease activity. Gene Ontology annotation, biological process: mRNA processing; nuclear-transcribed mRNA poly(A) tail shortening.